AGAAAAAGAGCUCCACCGGUUCUUUUUUCGUCUCUCACAGUCUUUGGAAGUGAGAACGGUACAGCGAAAGCUCGAAACUCUGCUCUGGCCUUCAGGCUUCGGUCUCGUAGUUCUCUCACCGGCGGCGAUCUCUCCAUCACCUAAUGGCUCCCGCUGGCCCCCGAUCCGGCGACGCAAUCUUCGCUAGCGUCGAGCGCGUGAAUGCGGAGCUGUUCACGCUUACGUAUGGCGCGAUUGUGAGGCAGUUGCUGACAGAUUUGGAGGAGGUUGAUGAGGUCAACAAGCAGCUGGACCAAAUGGGCUAUAACAUUGGGAUUCGGCUUGUUGAUGAGUUCCUGGCGAAAUCUAAUGUCUCUAGAUGUGUGGACUUCAAGGAGACUGCUGAAGUAAUUGCAAAGGUGGGUUUUAAGAUGUUCCUUGGAGUUGGUGCUUCUGUAACCAACUGGGAUGCUGAAGGGACAUGCUGCAGCAUCGUUUUGGAAGAUAAUCCUCUGGUGGACUUUGUCGAACUUCCUGAUACUUGUCAAGGCCUUUACUACUGCAACGUUUUGAGUGGAGUCAUCAGAGGAGCCCUAGAAAUGGUAUCCAUGAAAACGGAAGUCACAUGGCUUCGCGAUGUGCUCCGGGGAGACGACGUGUUUGAAUUGCAGGUUAAACUUAUAAAGCAAGUUCCAGAAGAGUACCCAUACAAGGAUGAUGAGUAAACAUCCUUGCUUGCCCCUCCCUGGCUGUUUAUACACUUAUAAUAUCCUCUUUUCCCCGUGUUUUUUUAUCCUGGAAGGAGGAAUUUCUCUGUUAAUGUUGAAAAUCUUCUGCAUCUCCGAGGCUACAACUUCUUGUACCUGGAUUAGAUCACACUAGAUGACUGUGUAAGCUUGUUUAGCAGUUGAUUGAGCAUUUCUUAAAUAUUUCCAUGUGAUGCCUGUAGCGGAGUAGCCUAUUUUGGAUUGUUACCCUACUCGAUGGCAAGAUUCGGUUCAAUUAGAUUGGAAUCGUCUUUUGGAUCAAUCCGAAUGGCAACAGGAUCGGACUAAAU
This is a messenger RNA of Linum tenue, 1036 nucleotides long. Lineage: Eukaryota; Viridiplantae; Streptophyta; Magnoliopsida; Malpighiales; Linaceae. The record is from the annotation of a GenBank genome assembly.